GGUGGUGAUACAGUAACAGGACGUUCCAUGGAGCUCGCUGUGGCGGUGGCAUGUGGCAUGAUGCCGACAGGAGAAGGGUGGUCGAUGUGAUACUGUAGUGUGUUUGUGUGUGGGCAAUGAGGAAACGACGCUUGUAUCUGAUGCUUUAAUCGAUGGGAGUUUACGCUCUCGUCCAUGAAGAACGAUGGUCAUGCUAAUCUGAGCCCUUUGUAGUCCGCUGAGGUACUAGUAGUCCCCAACACCAGGAUGCCGCUCUACUUGUACGCAGGAAAUUCUCUGUGCCUUGAGUAAGGUGAAGGAGGUACGUACACAUAAUAACACGUGGACGGGGGUAGCCAGCCUCGUUGGCCCUUUCUCAAGUCAUGUCUUCAAACGCGACUUCACCAAACCUAGGCAUCUCACAUUUGUAUGUACCGGUAGCACAUGUCAAGCACAUGCGAUUCCUUCAUCUACGAGCGGCCAUUGGGUCCGUCAAUGCAUGCUGCAACACAAGAGCAAACAAAUACUUCCUUAGAUUCAUCAAACACAUUUACGAAUUCCCUCGCAACAUAAACUUUGGGCUGUCGUUGGCGGCGGUCUUCUUGCCGCUGUCAUAUAAAAUAGACAAAAUCACAAUGAUCGUACAGACCAAGAUGGCUGCGACCAGCACAUGCAUGCAUUUGUCUCCAUCGAAGGUGCUGGUGAGACUGGCCCACCAUGUUGCAAUGGCCGACUUGGGCGCGUCUUUCUUGAGGAUCAUGCGGAUGGGUUUCUUGGGCAUGUCUGGAGAUCGAAACCACGGAAGCGGGUACACUUCUUCCGCUUUGGGCUUUGUUUGGAUGCGGACAGACCGCGUGGAUUUGACUGGCACAGUCACGAUGAUCGGAUCGCCGUACGCUGGACUGCUGCUGGGUGUGGAGGUCAAGGGGCUGCAUUUUAACAGAGGCGACAGUUCCUGGGUUGCUUUCGUGGCUCCCAUGAUGGUGUGUAUGGAUGGCGGCGGCAGACGUUCUCCGCGGCGGUCCACGCUCGCAAUUUCGAAUGGUGUCCGAUGAAAUGGG
This is a messenger RNA of Aphanomyces astaci, 1040 nucleotides long. RefSeq lists its product as hypothetical. The transcript has a single exon. Lineage: Eukaryota; Oomycota; Saprolegniomycetes; Saprolegniales; Verrucalvaceae. The record is from RefSeq and is a predicted model, not a curated record. The coding region runs from base 363 to 1034 and encodes 223 amino acids.